Molecule: messenger RNA, 4735 nt
Organism: Pteropus alecto (black flying fox)
Lineage: Eukaryota; Metazoa; Chordata; Mammalia; Chiroptera; Pteropodidae
Gene: LRIF1
Product: ligand dependent nuclear receptor interacting factor 1
Exons: 4
Coding region: 375-2660 (761 amino acids)
Biological process (GO): regulation of DNA-templated transcription
Molecular function (GO): nuclear retinoic acid receptor binding
Source: RefSeq, a predicted model, not a curated record
CGGGCGCGUCUUCACCAGAACCAGCACUGAUGGGGGCGGUGCCAUUAAGGCCACGCCUCCCGCGCCGACUCCGGGUGGCUUUGUAGCGACAUCGUAAGGUCUGAGGGGCGGAGAUUCGGAAGGAUUCUCUCAGAGCCUAAGGCCCGGCCCGCGCGGUCAGUCGCGUCCCGUUCUUCCGGUUUCCGGUAGCUGCGCCGCGUCCCUCCGAAGCUCGGAGGAAACGCCCUCUCGAGAGCUCGUCGUCGCCCUCGUCUCAGCAUCGAACCCCCUCAGAGUUGCUCCGGAGCAACUCCAGCCCAGCAUUCUCUCGCUCUGUUUCCCGGCCCCACACUGCCCACUGUCCUGGAUGUGCUGGCCCUUCCCACCCUUCUAAAAUGUCCAAUAACCUACAGAGGGUCUUCUUGAAAGCCGCAGAGGAAAAGUCAGGCAACGCCUCGCACUGUGUUUCAGGCUGCAUGUACCAAGUAGUUCAGACGAUUGGCUCGGAUGGAAAAAAUCUUCUGCAAUUACUUCCAAUUCCUAAUUCCUCUGGAAAUCUUAUACCACUAGUUCAAUCUUCAGUCAUGUCUGAUGCUUUGAAAGGGAAUACAGGAAGCCCAGUUCAAGUUACUUUUCAGACUCAGAUUUCCAGCUCUACCACAAGUGCAUCAUCAGUUCAAUUGCCCAUUUUUCAGCCAGCCAGUUCUUCAAACUAUUUAUUUACAAGAACAGUAGAUACAGCAGAAAAAGUUAGAGUUACUUCUGUGGGAACUGAAAAAUUUACCUCACCAGUUUCUAAAGUUCAGAGUCAUGGUGUGAAAAUUGAUGGACUCACCAUGCAAACAUUUGCUGUUUCUCCCUCCUCAACACAAAAUGAUUCAUCUUUUUUCUUAGUAAAUACCCAGAGUCUCCCAAUGACUGUGAAGUCUCCAGUUUUGCCUUCUGGGCAUCAUUUACAGAUUCCAGCCCAUGCUGAAGUGAAAUCUGUACCAGCGUCAUCAUUGCCUCCUUCAGUUCAGCAAAAGAUACUUGCAACUGCAACCACAAGUACCUCAGGAACAGUUGAGGCCUCCCAAAUACCGUCCGUUAUUUACGUAUCUCCUGUAAAUACAGUGAAAAAUGUAGUUACCAAGAACUUUCAACACAUUUACCCAAAACCGGUUACAGAAAUAGCAAAGCCAGUGAUACUAAAUGCCACACAAAUUCCAAUGAAUGUUGCUAAAGAGACACAAUUAAAAGGUGGUCAGCAUUCUCAAGCUGCUCCAGUGAAAUGGAUUUUUCAAGAAAAUCUACAGCCUUGUACUCCGUCUCUUGUUCCUGUUAAGUCUUCAAAUAAUGUGGCUUCAAAGAUUUUAAAAAGUUUUGUAGAUAAGAAAAAUUCGGGAGAUAAUUCUAUAAAUAUGCCUCCAUUGAGUACCGUCAGUCAUAGUGGGACGCAGUCCAAGAGUAUGCCUAUUAAAGAUAAUGCUUUGGUUAUGUUUAAUGGGAAAGUCUAUCUGUUGGCUAAAAAGGGGACAGAUGUUUUGCCAUCACAAAUUGACCAGCAGAAUUCUGUUUCUCCUGACAUUCCACCAAGAAAAGCUAUAUCACAGAUAGUGAGUUCAAGUCCAGUCACAAAAAUAUCCAGAGAGGUCGUAAAUUUUGUUUUGGCUAAAAAUAAAUCUUCCCAGAUGGAGACAAAGUCACUUUCAGAUACCCAGCUUGCUUCCAUGGCCAAUCUAAGGGCAGAGAAGAAUAAAAAAGUGGAGAAACCAUCUCUUUCUGCCCCAAACCCACAUAAUCUGAACCCAUCCAUUAACUACUUAAAAGAGAGUAAGACUUUAUGCGUAAAGGCAGACUUUCCAGAUGGAUUUAGUACAGGACAGAAUGCCCCCAGAAAAGGAAAUAUCAUCCAGAGCAUAGAGAAAAUAAGUUCCUCUGUUGAUGCAACAACUGUUACUUCACAACAGUGUGUUUUCAGAGACCAAGAACCAAAGAUCCAGAAUGAGAUGGCAUCAACAUUAGAAAAAGUUACUCAAGACAGAAAUGACAAGAAAAAUCCUCAAGGAAGAAGCCAUAAGGCAGCAUAUCUGAAGACUGAUGCUGAGUUUAAAAAGAUAUUUGGUCUCACUAAAGAAUUGAGAGUGUGCCUUACGCGGAUUCCUGACCGUUUGGGCUUUGGAGAAGGUUUUGGUUCCUUUCGAAGUUUGGCGAAGAGUGACAGAGACACAGAGUUUAUAGUAAAGGAGAACGAGAAAAAACAGGGUUUUGAUAAGAAAAGAAAAGCAAGAAGCAUUAAGAAGAUGGAUCACACAAAGAAGAGAAAAACCGAGAGUGUUUAUAACACAGCUGUAAAUGGAGGCACUAACGUCACCAGCUCCCAACUCAUUAGUAGUCUUUUACCAACUUCAGAUGUAUCACACCGUAACAUUCUCACAAGCUCCAACAAAACCAGAGAUGAAAAGAGAACUGAAGUAGAACACUGUCCCCAGGAGAACCAGGAGAAAAGCACAUUGAGUUCAAAUGCAGAUUUUGAACAAAGUCAUUCCUUUAAUAAAAAUUAUACUGAAGAUAUUUUUCCUAUGACACCACCAGAGUUAGAAGAAACCAUUCGAGAUGAAAAAAUAAGAAGACUUAAACAGAUGCUAAGAGAGAAAGAAGCAGCCCUCGAAGAAAUGCGUAAGAAGAUGCACCAAAAAUAAUAAAAUGUUGCUAUACUUAAAGACUUCAGUGAAUUAACUAUGUUUUACCAUAUUUUUUUCAUCGAGUUAGAUGCAUUCUGAAAGUGAUUUUGAAUAUGAAAUUUUUUUUUUUCCAUCAGUCAAUUAUAAAAUUUUAUUUAAGGAAUACAGAAAAGAUUGAUUCAUGUAUGACUCUUGAAUAAUCUACAUGGGGUAUCAGAAUCUUUAGAGACCUUUUUUUUGGAAGGAAAAAUUUUCUGUUAUUUUAACUAGAAUUCCCCAAGUUUGAAUAUUUGUGCAGGAUCUUUGUUAUUAUUUGUAUCUUUAGCUAAACUCCUCAGGUAUUAUUCCAACAAUAGAUAAGUUUUGUAUACUAUUGAAAUUUUAAAUUCAAGAGGAAAUCAGCUCUAAAUUUAGCUUUGCCAGUGGGCUUGUGUAUGUACUCAAUCUCUUUACCCAUGAAGUGAUGCUACCAUCUACUCACCAUUGUAAUUUUUUUUUAAUUUCAAGAAAGAAAAUGCAUUAUAACAGCAUUAUUUAAAAAUUCAAACGUCUCUCAAGACUGAGGGACACUUGUUUUGUAACUUUUAUAAAUUAGUUUCAUGAUCCAAAAUGGGUUUUAGAAUUCAAGUUAUAUAAUGUCUUAUUUGCUUAAUGUGAUGUUAUUAUCUCUAGGCAAAUGCUGUUUCUUUUUUGAAUAUGACAUGUAACUUGGACUGUGUGAAAAGUAAAUGAACAAUGGCCACAUUUAAUACUUUUAAAAUUGUAAAGUGUAGUAUUUGAUUUGGAGAGUUUGGGAGUGGUGGGGGAUAGGGAUGAAGGGGAAGGAGGGAAAGGUUAUUUAAAAAGUGAUUAACAAAUCUCUGGAAUUAAAAUUAAAUAAAACCUGUACACUGGCAACAAAAUGGAAAACAAUACUGAGAGGGAGUAGAACUCAUGCAGACUGUUCAUCAAUGAGAUUCUCCUGCCUUUUCUUUUUCGUAACAGCUUUAUUGAGAUAAUUCACGUUAUAAAAUUUAUCCAUUUAAAGUAUACAAUUAGUGGCUUUUUAUUCACAGUUUACAGACAUCAACAUGCUCUAAUUUUAGAACAUUUUCAUCACUCUUGAAAAACCUUAUACAUACUAGCAAUCAGUGCCCAGACCCUCUUCCCCUGAACCCUAACAACCAAACCACUAGUACAUUUUCUGUCUCUGUAGAUCUGCCUUUUGUGGGCAUUCAUAUGCAUGGAAUGAAUCAUUCAAAGUAUUUCGUGACUGGUUUGUUUCUUUCACUUGUCAAGGUUCCUCCGUGCUUCAGUAUGUAUUAAUAUUUAAUUACUUUUUUAAUUGCUGAAUAUUUUGUUGUAUGGAUGUGCCAUACCUUGUUAAUUCAUUUAUGGACAGUAGGGUCAUUUACACUUUUGGCUACCAGGGUGUUGUGUUGCUAUGAAUGUUUGGGAACAAGUUUUUGUGUGGACACAUGUUUCCAGUUCUCGGGUGUGUAUCUAAGAGUGUAAUUAUUAGGUCAUAGCCUAACGCUUUGUUUUAACAUUGUGAGCAACUGCCAAACUAUUCCAGUCAGCUUUUACCCCCUGCUCCAGCAAAAUGGAUCUUGUCAAGGACGCCAGCAGGUUCCAUGUUGCUGUAUCCACUGGUCAAUUGUUCGUUGUCUUAAUUUAUCUUCUUCGUUUAUCUGCCUGUGGGAGCAUAAUUUCAUGAGUCAUUACUUCCUUUGAAAAAUCUUUAAACAUUUUAUUAUUAACGAAGCAGCAUAUGUACAUUAUAGAAAAUCAGAAAAUACAGCAAGCUAAAAUAUUAAAAAUUAAAACUUUAUUCCCAUCAAGCUAAAAUAUUAAUAUUAUUAAGAUAUUAAAUGUUGGACAAGGAGAUAAUUGAAGGCUACCAGUAAAUAUUGUUUGAAGUCAUAGGUCUGGAUGACAUACUUGGGAUAGUGUAAACGAGGAUAAAAUCGACUCAUGUCUGAGUACAUUUAAAAGUUGGAAAAAACAGUUGUAAAUGAAUUUUGAGGAUUAGAAGGAGAGAAAUCUUUGAAUAGUGCCUGGCAAUAGCAAGCAAUAUAUCAGUAUUUGUGAAAUAAACUACUUUCUCAUUUUGA